Pyricularia oryzae 70-15 is the source of this 2503-nucleotide messenger RNA. RefSeq names its product IBR domain-containing protein. The record is from RefSeq and is a predicted model, not a curated record. Gene Ontology annotation, cellular component: cytoplasm; ubiquitin ligase complex. Bases 1 to 2439 code for a protein of 812 amino acids. The transcript is spliced from 4 exons. Lineage: Eukaryota; Fungi; Ascomycota; Sordariomycetes; Magnaporthales; Pyriculariaceae. Gene Ontology annotation, molecular function: ubiquitin protein ligase activity; zinc ion binding; ubiquitin conjugating enzyme binding. Gene Ontology annotation, biological process: ubiquitin-dependent protein catabolic process; positive regulation of proteasomal ubiquitin-dependent protein catabolic process; protein polyubiquitination.
AUGGCGCACCACCCUCCUUCAUCCUUAGGUACCCUUGUCUUGAUUAAGGCUGCAGUCGGGUGUCUUGCCCACAGGUCAAAAACGAACAGCCUCGAUAAAGACUCUCACCCAGUCUGCCGACAAGCCGGCCCUCUCCGCGGCUAUCAUGGUUCAAUCACGAUUGGCAUCACUGGCGACGAUACGACAUUGAGUGAGGCGAACCGUCAGCAAGCAAGCACAGCACCCUUGCUUGCGCAGCUUUCCCCGCUUCAUCCUUCUCGGCCCCCCUUGCAAUCCGCUCUUCCAAAUACCAUCCUCGCGAUGGUUUCACUUGUAAUUACGUCUGCCACCGUGCCUUCAAACGACUUGGAAAUGUGCUCUACCGAAGUCGUCAUUCGCCGCAUCCCCGAAUUAUCAGAGGCAAGAUAUUUCUCUCAGGUCUUCUCGGCAUCGGGCAGCUCCACGGAGGCCGGGAUCGACAGAGCUUUGGCAGCAAAGGCCGCAGCUUUAGGAAUCUCAACGGUACCAUCACCGCAACCUCCCCGGCUCUCAUUGCCAUAUGAGCCGUCAGACCACCAGACUCCCGAUCAACAAACCAACUUUUCCAGGCGUGCGACAAGCGAUCUGGACCACUCGUUAGGGAUAGGCGUUAGCGAUAUCCCAUCCUCGCCACGUCCUCUUUCAAACGUCGCAGAUUACGCCGCCAGCACCACGCCGGCCUUGGCAAAUUCCAACUCGCAGGGCGCUCCGCUUUCAAAGAAGAGAUCAAGGAAUUUGAGCUUUUCGCAAUACGACAAGUAUCUCGCACAUGUAGACCCGAACCUCAAACAGCCAAAGUUUGUCAAGGAAUCUCCUGUGGUUCCGGAACCGGCCCCCAGUUUGUUCAGCAUUGGCAGCAGGAGGAGCCUCGUCAGUUUCAAACGUACGUUGAAAACAAAGGUGCGAUGGCGGAGAUCAGCCGUGUCACCUUUGCCCAUCUCCUGUAUAUGUUGUCGGGAUGAUUUCAACAAGAUCCAGUCACUUCAGACACUGCCAUGUGGUCAUACCUACUGCAGUUCUUGUCUCAAGAUCAUGGUGAAUCAGUCUGUAACCGACGAAUCAAAGAUGCCGCCACGUUGCUGUACCCAGCCGAUACCUGGGCAUGUCGUCAAGGCUGUACUUGACGUCGAGGAGCAGCAGACGUUUCUCAAGGCCGUCUUGCAAUUCUCGACGCCAUGGGAGGCGCGCAUCUUUUGUCCGAAUGCGGCGUGCGGCGAAUUCAUCAGGCCGCGGGCCAAGAUCGAUCCAAAACACCCAUUCGACGUUACCUGCAAGUAUUGUCGAUCCCGGGUUUGCGUCAUGUGCAAACGAGACGCUCAUCCCUUGGGACAAGACUGUCCAGCAGACUUUGAGCUCGAUGAGGUGUUGAAGAUGGGCGAGAAGUCUGGAUGGAGGCGCUGUUACAAGUGUCGCACUCUGGUAGAACUUUCCCAGGGCUGCACGCACAUGACCUGCCGGUGCAAGGCCCAGUUUUGCUACAUAUGCGGAGCUGUAUGGGAUAGCACUGUCGGUUGCCCCAACUACUGCAACGGCGAGGAAGAGCUGGAACGUAGACGGUUAGAGGAGGAGGCUCGAAUGGAAGAGCUAGAGGCCGAGAAGGAGGCACAGGAGCAAGCAGCGCUCGCCGUCGAGGCCGAUCGUCUGGUGGCACUGGAACGAACCGCCGCAAGCCCCGAGUUUGCAGAGCUGGCCGAGACCUUGGCGGCAGAAAAGGAGCGCAUCGUCACGUACGAGAACGAGGCCAAGUCGUCACUAUGGUCGAGGCACACCGACGAGCGUGUCGCUCUGAUGGAACGAUUCUCGGACCAGGUCGACAAGAUGAGGGAGCGGCACGCUAAGACCAUGCAGCACCUAGAGGACCGUCAGAUCGCGGCCGAGAUGGACUUGCGCGCCACGCUGGAGCAACGCGCUCGAAGCGUCAAGAUAAGGCUGAGGCAUAUGGAAGCUUACUGCGACGGACUGGGCAGGAGCGUCAAUCCCAAUUCCAGUCCCUCGACAACCAACAGCGGAAGCCUGGGCAGCAGACCGAGCUCGCCGAAUCCGGCCAACCACCCGAGCAUGCCGACACGAGUUGUAACAGAGCGGGAUCUGCGCGAGCUUGGGCAGCAGUACAACAUGCGUGACGACCUCGAGCGCCUUCACCAGGCACGAAUCAACGUUCUGCGCGACCGUCAGGCGAAGAACAUGGAGGACCUGCAGGAUCGUCAGAGGACCGAGAUGGAUAACCUGUUGAAUCAGCGAGACGAAGAGAUAGAGGAUCUUGAAGCUGCGUUCGCCGCCGAGGACGACGCGCUUCUGUGCGUGUUUGACGAGAGGAGGCAGCGAGCUCGUGCGAGGUGGGCACUUCGUGUCGAGAUACUGCAGAAGACCAUGGAGAACAACACGGGCUUGCGGCACGGCCCGCUACCUCUGCCCGAAUAGCCGUCGAUUUCUGGGAGCAGCCCGUUAUCCCCCAUAUCGACGUCGCUCGGGCUUCAAAACGAAG